This is a messenger RNA of Paralichthys olivaceus (Japanese flounder), 3823 nucleotides long. The record is from RefSeq and is a predicted model, not a curated record. Lineage: Eukaryota; Metazoa; Chordata; Actinopteri; Pleuronectiformes; Paralichthyidae.
GAAUCCUCCUCCGUCUCCGGCCACAGUUCGCUCUCAGUACACGAUGGAGUUCGGUUAUUCCUCCAACAGUCCGUCGACACACCGGUCGUACAGCUACCGGCCCUACACCUAUCGCCACUUUGCCCCGCCCACCACCCCCUGCAGCACCGACGUGUGCGACAGCGACUACACGCCGGGACGCCGGGCGCCGCCCAAGUCCAGCGCCACUGCCGCAGCCAAGGGCUACACCAGCGACCUCAACUACGACUCGGAGCCUUUCCCGCCACCACCGACGCCCCGCAGCCAGUACCUGUCAGCGGAGGAGAACUGUGAGAGCUGCCCGCCGUCGCCUUACACCGAGCGCAGCUACUCGCACCACCUCUACCCGCCGCCGCCUUCGCCCUGCACGGACUCCUCGUGAGCCACGCCCCACUAACCCCCUCCCUACUGCCCCACCCACCUCCACACAGCUCCGCCCCCUCACUGUAAAUAGCAAUUGUGCAUAAAUGAGGCUAAAAAUGGGAACGAGAGACUGAGCGAGCGAGCGAGCGAGGAAACAGGAGAAAAAGAGAAAAGGAGCUGACGAACAUUUGUACAAAAAGAGAAAAACAUAUUUAUAUAUUUUCUAUACAGUGUUUACUGAUGACAUCAUCGACGUUUGUAUUAAGAAAUUUGUAAAUUUUUUAAGAAAAGGUUUUUAUUAAAAUCAUCACGAACAUCUGUUGCCUUAAAAACCGCAGAGGACGACGCUGAAGGACGAGAAGCAGGCGGCGAAAACUGAGCGGGGGGGCGUUCAAAUGAUCUGAUGCCAAAUAUCAAAACAUCUCGCGGCGGCGGCAGGAGACCACAGGAGCCCCUCCCCCACCCUCACAGCAGCCAUCUUGUCUGCAGUAACCAUGACGCGGGCGAGGACGGCGUGGAUGUGAGUCAUGAGCAGAGACGUUAAAGUUCCGAGUCAAAGCAAUAAAACAAAAAGGCACAUAUUUAUUCUCCAGCGUCUCCCAGCAGGAGGCGCUACAGAGGCUCAGAGGACACGAGACACAAAGAACUUCUUCUGAUGAAAUCCUCUCCGGCGGGGACAGGAAGUGUCCUUGUGUUGCCUCCAGGCCUCCAACAAAUCCUUCUUCCCACUAAACGUUCAGCGGCGACGUCUGUGUCACGUGACCCACAUCCAGGAACUCGUCGUCGUCGUGACGCAGACGAGAUUUAAACCAAAACGUUUGCAUAUGUUUGACUUUUUUUUUGUUGUCGCUGAAACGUUGAGAAACUCGACUGCGACGGCUUCGAUGUUGAACGACUCAAAGCUGCGUCGUCAUCGGAUUUAGUUUUUUGUUGGGGAAGCAGCGUUUCCCGCCGAGAACGCGACCUUGUGCCUGAGCAGUUUCAUCUCCAUGUUUUUUAUCGUUGUGACGUGGAGGAGGAAUCAGUGCCCACUAAAUGCUAUAUAGUAUUUUUGUACCACAUAUUGUGUAGAUAACGUAUUUAUAAGCUCUAUAGAAAAUCAUUGUAAAUCUUUCAUUGAACUCUGCAGUACUUUUCAUUCCGUCUUUUUUUAUAUUGCAUCAUUAUAUUUUUCUACAGAAAAUCAAACGUACGGCGACAAUCCGCGAUCGGUCGAGUCGAGGAACUUAUCCAGGUUUUCAGUGUCUGUUGAUGUAACGUCAGCCGGUGUUUGGACUGUUUGUGCCAAAACUCUUAGAUUUUUACCUUGUGGAGGCUUCGGGAGCUGAUCUGGGACCAGAGCUGAAACAACGUUGUGCAGAUCUUUCUUCUCUUUGUUUCUCGUGACAAAUAUAUUUUUAAAAUGUGUUCCAGCGUCUAAACGUCAUUGUUUUCACGUCCCUGACGCCAGACGUCCGUUUUGAGAGGAAACGAAACACCAGCGUGAAUUUAACGACAAUCGAAAACUUCAGAUGCAUCUCGAGAGAAACCACACGAGUCUGAAACGAGUCGGUUCAAAUCAGUUUCAAUUUGAUCCUAGUCACAAAGUCGUCACGAGACCUGAGACGGAAUCCUGAACUUUUAUAUUUCAGUAAAGUUUGGAACAUCGACUGAGGGUUCGUCAUGAAACAUUAAUUUAUCACAUUAAUGAAGUUUGUGUUGUUCAGCUUAAAGAUUGUGUUUACGACUUCAUUUCAAAAUGGCGGCUGUUCAGAAAAAUUACACCCGACUUUAAAAACCUAAAUGUUUUCAGACUCGAUCAAAGACACGGAUCCAUAAAAUGAAAUCUGACAAAUUGAUGAUUUACAAUAAAUCAGUGAGAUUAUCUACAGAUCAUUUUAUGAGUCUGAUGCACACAGUUUAAAUACUUGACAAUAUUUCUGUGCACAAGAUUCUGUUUCUGAAUGGAAACAUUUUGAAUUGAAUCAGAUUUAAAGGUUAACGUUUGUUCAGUUCUGAUGAGAAUUCAGAUUGUAAAGAAACUCUUUAGAAAAAUGUAAAGUCACUGAUCUGAACGGAAACUCAGUGACGAGCCUGAAGUUCAGUUCGUCUCCGGCCUCAGACACAACGUCGGCUCCCGCUGCCUCCGCACGUCCUGACAUCUGCCCACAGCUGUCGACCAGCUGAGUUACCUGUGGUACACACACACACACACACACACACACACACACACACACACACACACACGUCAGGUGUGUUUUCAGGCCGGCUGUGCGCACACACUCAUGUCAAGUUAAUCAUUUUGGGAGAGGUUCUCAUUCGCUAACUGCACUUUACAGAACUUUUUUAGCUGAUUUCCGGUACAAAACGUUGAGGUCGGAGUAAAGUUGUGUAAAGUUAAGGUCACAAAAAAGAAAGGAAAGAAGAAGCUGAGAGAAGUCGGACUGAGAUCUCCAGGUUUUUAAAAUAAGAUGAUGACGAGAUGUUUUUGUUGAAUUAUUCCCUCGAAGCAUUUUGAAUGAGUUCAGUUUAAUCCUCAAACCACCGAGUUCUUCCCUCAGAUUAAUGAUCAAAUCAAAGUGAAACAGAAAUUUAGUGAAUAAAUUAAGUCAUUUGAGUUUGAUUUAAUAUUUGAGGAGUAAAAUUAAAAAUCUGAUGGAUCCGUAAACUGGUGAUUUAGAUUGAUCUCAACUUGAUCUGUAGAGAAUCAUCGACACGUUUUCUUUAUAAGUUCUGAUAUAAAACAUGAAAAUUGUUUGAGAAAUGAAGUUUUUAAUGCAAGAAGCCGAAAUGAUCAAAUGUUUUAUACAAAUCGUUCAUCGUGCUGAUGGAAGGUCGUCGAGGUCGUGACCUUGGUUCAGACACUUAAACAUGUCGAGGUUUGAUUGAUCACUUCUGAUCAUUUGUGGGAAUAAUUUAUCAGAAAGCAAAGUUCCUCCAGGCUUCGUGGCGAAUUCGUGUUCGGUUAAAGUGAAACAGGAAUGAGACGAAUCAGACGCCUCCAGGUGUCGCUCCUGAGUCGACGUCUUUCUUCCCGUUGUGGCUGAACUUUGACCUGAAGGAGACUUUAGUUCAGAUUGUGAAGAACGUUCGAGAAAAAGGUCAAAGAAAGUAGAAAGGUUUUAAGAAAUGUUUUAAACAGGCGGACUCAUGUUUUAUAAUAAAGAAGAAGCACUUUUGUCUCCAGGUUUCUCGGAGGUUCGAACAGGAAACAGAAGUUUGUGUCGUCGUGUUUUGAAAUGUCCUUCAUCCGUUUCGAUCCCAUGGUGCUUUGCCAGGAUGUUUGUGGAGACGACCAACAUUUGGUUCGCCUCGUUCGUUUCACUCUUUUCUACGAUGACUGCUUCGCUGUAAACCAGAGCAUCAGAUGUACAGCGCCAUCCAGUGGCCACCAUAAGCUGUUGUAACUCAUGAAAUGCUGAUUUUUUUCCUUUUUGUUAAAUAUAAAGUGAGUGAACUUUUA